GUAAAACGGGAAAUCUGCAAAGUUGAGGGAACUUUCCUCUCCUCCCUCGGUCUCAAGCUCUUCUCCUUCCACCGCCCGCAUUUGCUGUGCCUCAUCAUCGGCGACCUCACCGCCGGCGACGGGGCACAACAAGCAAGCCGCCCGUCCAUCCACGGAAGUCUUCUCACACGUCGAGAGGCGUCUCCCUCGUCGUCGUUCUCCUCCUGCGCCUCGUCGCCGCCAUCUACUGGUGCUGGACCGGCGUGGAGUGGAGAUCCAUCCACACUUGGAUCGAUUUUCUUCUUUUGUUGGUUCAUAUUGUUCUUCCUCGCGCGAGAUUGACCUAACCAAGAUUGGAGCGGCUUGAACAUUCAGAUUUUGAAGUGAAGCUUGCCUUGACAUGGCAAUGUACUAGGGUUUACUGUUCAGUAAUAGGCUAGCAGCUCCUGCUACUCGGAAGGCGACAACUGUUGUUUCCGAGCUCUUUGAAGUUCGUGUUGGGUGACUUACUAAUCUGAGUGAUAGCAUGAUAAAGCAAUUCCUUGGACGGCUCCCCAAGAAGCCGUCCAAGUCCGCGGAUAAGGAUCCUAUUGGCAGGUCCAGCCCCUCGGUGUCGCACCCACCAUUGGGUCCGAGAGGUGCAGAUAGGACCUCCAACUUGAGUAGUCAGCCACCGGUCAUUUCCAGCUCUGGGCUUAGUUAUGGGAGUGGCAUGCAUGUAGGAAAUGCAAACUCGAGGGUAAACGUAAAUGGUGAUUCGGCCUCGCCAGCCUUUGUGUCGUUACCAAGCUUUAAGGAUGUGCCCAACACGGAGAAGCAGAGCUUGUUCAUCAAGAAGUUGAACUUGUGCUGCACCCAAUUUGACUUCACCGAUCCAACAAAGAACAUAAAGGAGAAGGAAACAAAGAGGCAAACUUUGGUGGAGCUCGUUGACUAUAUUGCCUCGGCCAGUGGGAAAUUUUCUGAGGCAAGCAUGCAAGAGAUCACAAAAAUGGUUUCUGUAAAUCUGUUCAGGACACUGACUAUCCCUCCCAGAGAGAACAAAGUGGAAGCCUUUGACUUGGAUGAGGAGGAACCUGUCAUGGACCCUGCAUGGGCGCACUUGCAGAUUGUUUAUGAGUUGUUCUUGAGGUUCAUUCAGUCUCCAGAGACUGACGCUAAGUUGGCUAAAAGAUACAUUGAUCAUUCGUUUGUUCUGAGGCUACUUGAUCUCUUUGAUUCUGAAGAUCCUAGGGAGAGGGAGUACCUCAAGAUGAUACUUCACCGUGUCUAUGGAAAGUUCAUGGUUCAUCGGCCAUAUAUUAGGAAAGCCAUUAACAACAUCUUCUAUCAAUUCAUCUAUGAAACUGAAAAACACAAUGGAAUUGCAGAGCUGUUGGAGAUUUUGGGAAGUAUCAUCAAUGGGUUCGCAUUGCCACUUAAGGAAGAGCAUAAAUUGUUCCUUGUUCGAGCUUUAAUUCCUCUUCACAAGCCAAAAUGCAAUUCGAUGUAUCAUCAGCAGUUGUCUUACUGUAUUACCCAGUUUGUCGAAAAGGAUUGCAAACUUGCAGAUACAGUAAUCAGAGGCCUAUUGAAAUAUUGGCCCAUCACAAACAGCUCCAAGGAGGUGAUGUUUUUGGGAGAGUUGGAAGAGAUACUGGAAGCUAUGCAACCUGCAGAGUUCCAGAAAUGCAUGGUCCCUCUUUUCCGCCAGAUCGCACGGUGCCUGAAUAGCUCACACUUUCAGGUUGCUGAGAGAGCAUUAUUUUUGUGGAACAAUGACCAUAUCGAGAAUUUGAUCAAGCAAAAUAGUAAGGUUAUAUUACCUAUCAUCUUUCCCGCACUUGAGAGAAACACCAAUGGGCACUGGAACCAAGCUGUGCAAAGCCUCACCCUUAAUGUUCGAAAGCUGUUCUCUGAUCAUGAUGCUGGACUAUACACCGAGUGUCUGCGGAAAUAUGAGGAAGAGAAAGCCAAAGAGAAGGAGAUCAAAUUGAAGCAAGAAGCCACAUGGAAACGCCUUGAAGAGAUUGCAUCAGCGAAAGCAACCAGCGGAGCGGCGGUGCUCGUCUCUCGACCCUUACCUCGUCAAUCUUCAGCUAUGUAGCGAGUCAUUCACGGGGUAAAGAAAUGCACCUCUCUUUGGUAGUUUGAAGUUUGGGCAAGUGUUUUCUAACAUAUGAACUUCUCGAGUUGUUAGCCAUUCAUGAAACAUUGUACAGGAUUGAGUUGUAUAUACGAGGUAUAUUAAGGUGGCAAAUUGACAAAAGAUCUGAGAGGCCAGUUGGGUUGGGCACAGAGGCGUCAUUUCUGGAUCCUGAGUCUUGGUUUCUUUUGGCAUGCUAAGAUCUUCAGUUGAUUGCUGUCCGAAGUUGGUAAUGAUUUGUUUUUACUUGGUUCUGUAAUCUUCUCAUGGAUAUUUGUUUCAGAAGAGAAAUUGGUGCUAGUCGGAGGAUAGAAUCCUAGUUAGAGCCUUGAAAUGAGUCUUCGUUGCUGUUCUUGAACUUGGCAUGGGCCUUCUUCAUUGUUGUAAAUGGAACAACAAUUUUCUUUCGAGCACAA
Messenger RNA from Phragmites australis (common reed), 2520 nucleotides. RefSeq names its product serine/threonine protein phosphatase 2A 57 kDa regulatory subunit B' theta isoform-like. NCBI's taxonomy places the organism in Eukaryota, Viridiplantae, Streptophyta, Magnoliopsida, Poales, Poaceae. Gene Ontology annotation, biological process: signal transduction. Gene Ontology annotation, cellular component: protein phosphatase type 2A complex. The record is from RefSeq and is a predicted model, not a curated record. Gene Ontology annotation, molecular function: protein phosphatase regulator activity. The transcript has 4 exons. The coding region runs from base 506 to 2065 and encodes 519 amino acids.